Molecule: messenger RNA, 1124 nt
Organism: Alnus glutinosa
Lineage: Eukaryota; Viridiplantae; Streptophyta; Magnoliopsida; Fagales; Betulaceae
Product: DNA replication complex GINS protein PSF2
Exons: 8
Coding region: 204-836 (210 amino acids)
Biological process (GO): double-strand break repair via break-induced replication; DNA replication
Cellular component (GO): GINS complex; nucleus
Source: RefSeq, a predicted model, not a curated record
CAUGAUUUCCCGCCACCAGAGUGAGUAGGGCAGACGGUUCAGUCACAAAUAUCUCAAAUUCACCAUAUCCACUUUCCACAAGUGCCGAGUCAUAAUCCCUCAACGCCUUUCUCUCCCCUGCCAUUUUCCCUCCAAUUUCAUCACAUCAUUGCCCGUUCGACCUUGGAUGAGCAUUAACCCUAGAUCCAUUUGAACCCACAGAGAUGGCCGGCCAAUCUGAUCCCCACCAAUCACUCUUCUCUGCCGAAGAGGUCGAGUUCAUUGCAGAGGACGAGAUGGUCGAGAUCGUCCCCAAUCUCAGAAUGGACGCUCUCAAUUUCAUUUGUGGGGAUUAUGGUCCAUUUUUUCCACAAAUAGCAGCACAGGUGCCGCUGUGGCUAGCGGUGGCUUUGAAGAAGAGAGGGAAGUGCACCAUUCGACCUCCACUGUGGAUGUCAGUUGAAAAGUUGACUCAGGUUUUGGAAGCAGAACGGGAUUCUCAACGAGUGUUUGAACAACUUCCGUUUCAUUAUGUGGAAGUCUCAAGACUUCUUUUUGACCAUGCACGUGAUGACAUUCCAGAUGUGUAUAUGGUGAGGUCUCUUAUUGAGGAUAUCAGGGAUGUGAGGUUUCAUAAAGUUGAGACUAAUUUAGAGACACUUAACGAGCGUGCACUUGCUUUGAAGAUUAACAAUCUAUCUGCGAUGGAAGUAAAUAUAGUUCGCCCCUUUAUUGGGAGAGCUCUACAGGCAUUUUAUAAGCAUGAUAGUCCAGAGCUAAUACCAGAUCAAGAGAGAAUUUCUGAUAGACGGCCACAAGUAGCUAAUAAUGCAGCAAGACGGCAUCUGCGGCGAUAACUUCAUCUUCUCUACUCACCUUCUAUCUCAAUUAGAAACAACAAUUUCAACCAGCUAACUUGGAGGUAUAGCUGUGCUCUUUGGAUAAAAUUUCCAGCAGAAUCUUUGACAGUGCUCUGCUCUUUGUUAUUAUGAAAUAGCAAUAGCUUUUGAAUUCAACCCUUUAUUUGGUUGUAUGCUUCUUCUUCUUCUCUUUUUUUUUUUUUUUCUUAAUUAGUUAUGAAAAUUCUGAUACAGAUUUGUCUUGGUCCUGCUAUAUUUUUGUCUAAUAAAAUUAAAUGGUCUUAA